AUGCCAUCCACCUCAACGUCGCCUCCACCUCCAGGACCUCCCGCGCUGCUCCAGUCCACAUGGUUCCGUCUCUGUCUCCUGCUGCUCACGCCGCUCUUCGUGCUCCUUUUGGCGCUCUGGGGGUUACUCGGUCGUCUCCUCACACUCUCCAUACAGUUCGUAGCUGCUGCUUCAUUCGUCAUUACGUGGCUCUUGUACCUCUUGCUCCCGCAUCUCCCCGUGUAUCUAAUUGACUGGCCACUAGUCAUCACUCUCGGCAUCGUCACCCUCUCGCAGCUGCCGCGACACCAUAGCCACGUCGCUCAUGCAGUCGUGACAGUUUCGCUCAUUGUUUACGCCAUCAUCCGCAUAAGUCUCACGACACUGGAGAGCGGCAGCACUAAGAAGUCCAUUGUCGACGCUUUAGCAGCUCUGUGCUGUCUUGUACCCAUCUGGAUAACCAUUUGCAACUUGCACUUGUGGCUGCCGUCGGAUCUGAAGGAACUCGAGAAGCUUGAGAAGAAGAUCUACCAACAAUUCGUAGUCACGGACUUCAAAAUGACAAAGAUUGCGGGUCUCGGCACUGUUCAUGUUCCAUACUGUGGUGACGACCAGCAGCUUCUGCCUCGGAACUUGGUGUUGGUGCAUGGAUACAUGGCGUCGAAUUCAUUUUGGGCAGCGAAUCUCCAAUUUCUUGCCAAGUCCUUCAAUGUGUACGCAGUAGAAUGGAAAGGAAUUGGACGAUCCAAUCGACCGAAAUGGCGUCCAGCAUCGGAUGAAGAAAUGGACGACUUCUUUGUGAAGUCACUGGAAGACUGGAGAUGUGCACUAAAUCUCGAUCGCUUUAUUCUUUGUGGCCACUCUAUGGGGGCUAUGUACAGUACUUACUUCGCCGAGCAAUGCUCGGGACAUGUUGAGCAUCUUAUUUUAGUCUCCCCCGCGGGAGUCAACCCCAGCGACCUGACACCAGAUAGUCUUCCUAUCUUCUUGAAGCUCACUUCUCAAUUUUACGUUACACCAAUGAGUGCAGUUCGGUUUGCUGGUCCGCUAGGCCCAAGUCUGGUACGAUGGUCAUGGAGGCAGCGCAUAAAAUGGGUGCCAGAAACCAACAUCAUUCGAUCUGGGGAGUUGGACUUUGAUCUCAUUACGGACUAUUCCUAUCACAACUGGGCUCUCGAAGCCUCGGGUGAUAUUGCGUUCUACACGCAUUUACACCCGGGCGCAAGUGCGAGACGCCGGGCAUUGAACCAGAUCCUCACCCCCGAGAAACUUCAGGUGCCGCUCACGAUUAUGUACGGUGGUGGCAAGGACUGGAUGAAUUCGGAGCACGGCGCAGCAGUCGUUCGCCGGCUCGAAAAGACACAGUAUGCUGUUCUCCGCCUGGUGCCCAUUUCAGGUCAUCAAGUAUUCAUGGACAACCCGAGCGACUUCAACCAAAUACUGGUAGAGGAGGCUCGCAAACAAGAGCACGCGGCUGCCCUGUACAAUCAGCUCGACUAA
This is a messenger RNA of Peronospora matthiolae, 1479 nucleotides long. The record is from the annotation of a GenBank genome assembly. NCBI's taxonomy places the organism in Eukaryota, Oomycota, Peronosporomycetes, Peronosporales, Peronosporaceae.